AUGACGAGCGAGAGGGUUUCGGCGCUGAGCCUGGAGGAUGAGGAGGACGCGGCUCUGGGAUAUUACGACGACGAAGACGACCUGGAGGCGUUUUCAGACGCCGAGCUGGGCUGCGAGGACGGAGUGUUGGGCUUCAGUGAUUCCCUGAAUGGGGAGGUCAAACCUCGUAUACUGUUGAUGGGCCUGCGGAGAAGCGGGAAGUCCUCAAUCCAGAAGGUAGUUUUCCAUAAAAUGUCACCCAACGAGACCUUGUUCCUGGAGAGCACCAAUAAGAUCUGCAGAGAGGACGUCUCCAGCAGCUCCUUCGUCAGCUUCCAGAUCUGGGACUUCCCCGGACAGAUCGACUUCUUUGACCCCACCUUUGACUACGAAAUGAUCUUCCGUGGAACCGGAGCGCUAAUCUUUGUCAUCGACUCACAGGAUGAUUACGUGGAGGCUCUGAGCAGACUACAUCUCACAGUGACCAGGGCCUACAAAGUCAACCCGGACAUUAACUUUGAGGUGUUCAUCCACAAAGUGGAUGGCCUCUCAGAUGACCAUAAGAUCGAGAAGCAGAGGGACAUUCACAAACGAGCCAACGAUGACCUCGCAGAUGCCGGCCUGGAGCAAAUACACCUGAGCUUCUAUUUAACCAGUAUAUACGACCACUCCAUAUUUGAGGCUUUCAGUAAAGUGGUCCAGAAGCUCAUCCCACAGCUGCCUACACUGGAAAACCUGCUCAACAUUUUCAUAUCUAACUCAGGUAUUGAGAAGGCCUUCUUGUUCGAUGUGGUCAGUAAGAUUUACAUUGCCACAGACAGCAGUCCAGUGGACAUGCAGACAUAUGAACUGUGUUGUGACAUGAUCGAUGUGGUCAUUGACAUCUCCUGCAUCUAUGGUCUGACCAACACUGAAGGUGGUUUACCCUACGACAAAGAGUCCAUGGCCAUUAUCCACCUGAACAACACUACAGUCAUGUACUUGAAGGAGGUCACCAAGUUCCUCGCCAUGGUCUGCUUCCUCCGCAAGGAAAGCUUCGAGAGGAAAGGACUGAUUGACUACAACUUCCACUGCUUCAAAAAUGCCAUCCAGGAGGUUUUUGAUGUUCGAGUAAAAGUUCAACAAAAUCGGAAACUCCUCAGUCAGAGGAGGUGGAGCAAACUGACUAUGACCAAUGGAGUGCUCAGCAACCUCCACUGAGGACUGAUGACAUCACAUCAGUCAGCCAAAUGUACCCUGACAAAUCCAGGAGAUGCCAUUCUCAUUCAAAGAAACACCUUAAGUUUUUUCAUCUAUCGGGUAUCAUUCAUUCUGUUCAG
Messenger RNA from Chelmon rostratus (copperband butterflyfish), 1298 nucleotides. RefSeq names its product ras-related GTP binding D (gene rragd). Gene Ontology annotation, cellular component: Gtr1-Gtr2 GTPase complex; lysosome; nucleus. Gene Ontology annotation, biological process: cellular response to starvation; cellular response to amino acid stimulus; positive regulation of TOR signaling. Gene Ontology annotation, molecular function: GTPase activity; GTP binding. The coding region runs from base 1 to 1179 and encodes 392 amino acids. The record is from RefSeq and is a predicted model, not a curated record. NCBI's taxonomy places the organism in Eukaryota, Metazoa, Chordata, Actinopteri, Chaetodontiformes, Chaetodontidae. The transcript is spliced from 7 exons.